Molecule: messenger RNA, 819 nt
Organism: Rubroshorea leprosula
Lineage: Eukaryota; Viridiplantae; Streptophyta; Magnoliopsida; Malvales; Dipterocarpaceae
Source: the annotation of a GenBank genome assembly
UUUUCUCCUUGGUUAAACGAUGUCGUAUUUGAUUCCCUCCUCGAAGUGCAAUAAAUUCCAAAUUGCAAAUCCCUGCCUACUGAGAGCCGUCAACACAAAUCGGAGGAAGUUGGCUGCAGCGUUCAGACUAAAAAUGGCGAAGAAAGCUACAAAUUCCGGGCGAUCUCGUCCGUCGUCGGCGUCUUCUCCGACUGCAAGGAGACUCCGGUCAGGGACGAAGCUGAAGGCGAAGCAGCAGAAGAAAACCUCAAAAAUUGAUUCUAAAAUGCCAAAGAAACCCCCCACGGCUUUCUUCUUCUUCCUGGAGGAUUUUCGAAAGGGAUUUCAAGAGCAGAAUCCAGAUGUCAAGUCAAUGCGCGAUAUUGGGAAAGCGUGUGGAGAGAAGUGGAAAACGAUGACAUAUGAGGAAAAAGUUAAAUAUUAUGAUAUAGCAACUGAGAAACGAGCAGAGUUCGAUGGAGCCAUGGCAGAGUAUAUUAAAAGAAAGGAAAGUGGUGAAUACAGGGAAAGUGAAGAGGAUUCCGAGUAUGACGAGUAGGCUUUUAGUAGGGUUUUGUUAGAAACUUUGUUGUUGUAGUAGGAGGGCAGGUGUAGCGGUGGUGACAAGUUGUAUAUUCUCUUUAUCUAGUUAGUAUUGGGUAUCAUUUUUGUGUAAAUUACAAAAUUGAAGACAACAUUUAGGUGAUUACAGACUUGCACUGCAGAUUUGACCACCGUCAUGAUUGUUAUUAUUAUUUAGUAAAUAUCACUAAUUGAUUCCUGUUGAGAACCAUUUGCUAUUUUUCCAUCUUCUUUCUAUAAGAAAUUCCUCAAUUGUGA